Molecule: messenger RNA, 468 nt
Organism: Phytomonas sp. EM1
Lineage: Eukaryota; Euglenozoa; Kinetoplastea; Trypanosomatida; Trypanosomatidae
Source: the annotation of a GenBank genome assembly
AUGACCAAGGACUGCCACCUGCUCGGCACCUUCGACCUCUCCGGCAUCCCCCCGGCGCCGCGCGGUGUGCCCCAGAUUGAGGUCACCUUCGAUCUUGACGCCAACGGUAUCCUGAACGUGACGGCCGAGGAGAAGGGCACUGGCAAGCGCAACCAGAUCACCAUCACGAACGACAAGGGCCGCCUGAGCAAGUCGGAGAUCGAGCGGAUGGUCAAUGACGCUGCCCGGUACGAGGCCGAGGACCGCCUCCAGCGCGACCGUGUCGAGGCGAAGAACGCGCUCGAGAACUACGCCUACUCGAUGAAGAACACGAUUAACGACACCAAUGUCGCUGGCAAGCUGGACGAGUCGGACAAGAAGACGAUCGAAAGUGCUGUCGAGGAGGCCCUGCGGUGGCUUAACAACAACCAAGAGGCGUCCAAGGAGGAGUAUGAGGAUCGUCAGAAGGAGCUUGAGGGCAAGUGCACG